GGGGAUUGUAGCUGAUAAAGAGAGUCGAGAAAAUUGUAAUUGGAGGUAUUGUCAAUUUGCAAAAAGAGGUGAAUUUAGUUACCAGUUAAAAACAGAACAAUAACUAUUUGUGCUGUGUGGGAGAGACAUAAAGCUAUCAUGGCACAGAAUCCAGGAGGAGGUUAUCCCCCACCAGGUUUUCCUGUAGGUAACAAUGGAGAGCUUCAUCAAACUGGAUAUCCUUCCCAAAGUCCUCAACAGACAUCUCCUUUUUAUCCUGAUCCCAGCAGUCCGCAAGAUCACUUUCAAGCACAGUCUGUUCCACCUCUGCCAUAUCUUAAUCCAAACUGUCAGCAAAAUCCCAUACAAGCACAAUCUGUUUUUCCUGCGCCAUAUCCCUAUCCCAACAGUCAGCAAAAUCCUUUUUCACCACAUCUUCCACUGAAUCCACCACAAUCUUUGGAACAGUUAUUUCAACAAAAUCCACAAUUUGUAGAGGAGUUAUUUCAACAAAAUCCACAAUUUAUAAAAGAGUACUUUCUACAAAAUCCACAAUUUAUGGAAAAGGUAUUUCGACAACAUCCACAAUUUAUGGAACAUGUCUUUAGACAACAUCCACAAUUUAUGGAGCAGGUUUUUCAACAACAUCCACAAUUCAUGGAGCAGGUUUUUCAACAACAUCCACAAUUUACAGAGCAUGUCCUUUGGCAAUAUCCACAAUUUAUGGCGCAGGUCUUUCAAUAUGAUCCACAUUUUAUGGAGCAUGUCUUUCGACAACAUCCACAAUUUAUGGAGUGGUUCUCUCAACAACAUCCACAAUUCAUGGAGCAGGUCUUUCAACAACAUCCACAAUUCAUGGAGCAGGUUUAUCAACAACAUCCACAAUUUAUGGAGCGGUUCUCUCAACAGCAUCCACAAUUCAUGGAACAGUUCUUUCGACAACAGGCACAUAAUCCUCAAUUCAUUGCACCACAAUCAUUUCCUCAAAAUUCACAUCAGUCUGUGGAGCAAUACUCUCAACAUCAUUCGGCAGAUCCUCAACAAUUUCAGAGUAAUUCUCAACAUUACCCUUCCCCUUAUGAUGAUCCAAAAUUAACAAAACCUCUGAGGUUAAACAUACAGGAGGGUAAAAAUGAACCCAGAGAAAUGGAUAUACAUUGCCAUGGUUAUGAAUUUUUCCAAUGGGCCUUUUGCAUAUCAAAUAAUACUUGUCUUGAAUCAAUGAAGAAAUUUUUAUAUUCUAAUGGGAUUGGUCUAGCUAUCCCCCAGAACAAGGCACCACUGUUUAUGUUUCCUCUCUCAUGUAAUAUAAAUCUGCUGGUAAAUGCUUUUAGAGAUACAAGUCAAAGACACGGAGUCGUAUGUGAACCUCUUAUCUGGGAUUUUUCAAAAAGUGAAGAGGAUGUUCAAGUUUUUUGUAUUAACUUUGUAAAAAACGAAAGACCUGAAGGAAUUUUACUUCUCUGGGAAUUAAAACAGGGAAUAUAUGUAGUUCAGCUUUGUGGCAUCAAGGCAGCAGUUGACCUUUGGAGACCUUCUAUAGAUGCAGAAAUUCAGAAGGAGAAGCAAAAGCAUGUUUUACCUGAGCCUGAACCAUUUAAAAUUAGCAGUUUUGAAACUAAGAUUCUGCAUGAAAUGAAAACCAAGCUUGAAGCAGAAUUUCAAGUCCAAAUCAGUUUUGAGUCGGAUAAAAUGAAAAUUACUCCAACCACUCAGGAAAGUAUUGAUAGUGUAUUUAAAAGAAUUCAUGAGAUGCUUAAAAGUUGCAGGAUGUUGCCAUUUUCAUUCCGGUACUUUCUUCUACAUCAGGAAAGGGCAAAGUUGCAUAUAGAAAAUGAAAUUGAAAAAUUGUACAGCCUUAAAGUUCACUUGUUAGUGUUUGAGGAAGAUGGUGUGCCUCACCUGUUAGCCUUUGAGGAAAAUGGAAAAGAGUUAGGAGAAAUUGAAAAGGCAGUGAGUAGAUUGCUAUUUCUGAUUCCUUCUGAAGAUACUCUUUGUCAGCAGAUUUUUAGUACAGAGAGUGGAAAGGCAUUAUUUUCACAAAUUGUAGAAGAAAAUGAAGGAAAACUUAGAAUGAUAUAUGAUGAAAGACAACAAAUGUGUUGUGUGGGAACAAUAGAUAUAGAAGAAAAGAUCAAGAAAAGGUUGUUAUCUUCUCUGACAUCUCAAGAAUUUGUAGAGCUUCCCUCUGAACAAGUGUGGAAUUUUUGUAAAAAACAUUGGCAAUUUGAAGACAUCCAGAAAAACUUUAACUGUGAAGUAAAUCUUGCACAAGAUGUUGAACUUCCAUGGGCAAUAGAAAUUAAAGGACAAACGGAAAAUGUCUCAUGUUGUCACCAACGCAUUGCAAUGGAAGUUAAAAAGAUUGAUACAAAACAAAUUCAAUGUCUUAAUUUCACAAAUGGCUCUGACGCUCAUCUGAUUGAAAAAUUGAAUGAAGAAAAAAGGUGCUUAAUUGACUUAAGAACAAGGCAACCAAUUCCCUGGAAAAAAUGGAUUGAAGGGAGAGGUUUGGAAAGAAGUUUAACUUACUCUAUCAGCUUUGAUACCAUUACAGUAAUAAAAGAAGAUGAUCUCAAAAUUACUCUUUUGACAGAGGAGCAAAGUGGAGCCACUAGUAAAGAAGACUGUCAGUAUCUGCAUGCUGAUUGGGUGCAGGUGUUUGUCCCUCCCAUGAGCAAUACAAGGAAAAAGACGACUUUUUUCACAAAAAUAACUAAUAUUUUGACUUUUAACAGUGAAAAAAUGGGAAAGAGGAAUAUAUUGAUAGAUUGCAAACAAUUGCAGGAGGAAGAGUUGAGAUAUUUUAUGAAAUUAAUGUGUGACAUUUUAAAUGAAAGGGUUGGCAAGGACCUAGAGAUUUUGAAGUGUGAAUUUCAUGACACCAGACAGGAGAUGUUCUGUUGGAUGACCGAGAUCAUUGAUAAACAUCUAAGCAACAAGAAUGUGAAUGUGUUUGAGUGGAAAGGAAGAACAAUAGACAUGGAUGUUCAAGAGGGCCAGUUAGCACAGCAGCAGGGUUUUGAUGUUCUGGUUAAUAGUACAUCACCUGAUCUAUACCUGAAUGCAGGGUAUGUCUCCAAGAAGAUAUUGGAAAUGGCUGGUCCAGAAAUUCAAGCUGAAUGCAAGAAAUAUUACAAAGGUGGCAUCAAAGUAGGAAAAGUAGCAAUUACGAAAGGAUAUAAUUUAAAAUGCGAGGUUGUGUUUCAUGGAUGUUUGGAUAAAUAUAACCCUGCUGCUCCUGGAAAACCACUUGAGGGUGUGAGAAUAUUUGUAAGGAAUUGCUUGAAGACUUCAGACAAAUUGAAGAUGGAAUCCAUAGCCUUCCCAGCGUUAGGCACUGGAAAUCUUGGUUACAGCCGGGAAGCUAUUGCAAAUAUUAUUUUUGAAGAAGUUGAAAAAUAUCAAAAGGAAUUCAAAGCAGGAUCUCUAAGUCGAGUAUGCUGUGUGAUCCCCCAAGGGGACAUUGAUUCCAUAAGGGAUUUUCAGAAGAGACUCUCAAUAUGGAAGAAAGAUCACCAGAAAGAGGUGUAUCAAGAACUGGUAGUUACAACAGAUGAUCCAAAAGUUCUUGAAGAGAUCUACCAAGAGGUCCAAAACCUGCAGGGCCCUAAACUAACUGAACCACCAGAUACAGAAAUAUCUAAAACAGACAGACUUGGUGUAACACCAAUAGAAGGUGCUGUUAAAAAUGUUUCCAAAAAUAUGGAACUGGAGUCAAGGAAAAGAAGUGAUUCUAUGUUGGAGGAAAGAUUGAGUAUAUUGCUGAAAAUGAAAGAACCAAACAAACAUGGACCACUGGAAGCAGAAGUUAGAAAAGACUUCAGGGAUCUAGCAGAAAAUAUUGUUUGUCCAUUUGAUAGCGACGACCAGGCACUAUUGCAAUUUUCUUCUGAAGAAGGUAUUAACAGAGUUUAUAAGAUGGAGAGAUUGAAGAGAAAAUAUGUUUUGGGGAAGUUUCCUGAACAGGCAGUGGUUGACUUAAGGGCAGCAGUAAGCCCAAAAAUGGUGAAGCUAUUAAAGGAGAGGGGUAUCACAGAAGAUCUCAUUAGACAGAAAUCUGGUGUUACCGUUGAUGAGAAAGAGUCCGAUAAUAUGGUUCUCUGUGGAAACAUACUGGAAAUCAAAGCAGCUUUUGAUUUUCUAUCAUCAUUGCUAAAAAAGCCAUUGAAAAGUUUGGGACAACAAACUUCUGCUAAAGAUAAUCCACACAAACCGAAUCUGAAAACAUCAACUGAUAAAACAAAUCAUUUGAAGCAAGUAUCUGAUGGUGGAAAAGUAACAGAAGAAGCCAAAACUGUUCCUGAACAACUGAAACAAUAUGAAAAUUCAUCUUUAAAGCUUUCACAAGUUUCCUUUACACCAUCAAUGGCACCAUCCACACAAAGUGUUCGUAAAAAAGAUGCCCAAAAAAGAGAGUCAGAAACUGUUGAAUCAGAUAUAUAUCAGCCUUCUUAUGCUGAAAAAGAUUGGAAAGGUCCCGAAAUGCAAUACACAUAUGAAGAUUAUAUCAAGCUAAAGCAUUUUUCUAAAUCGAUGCUAGGUGUUGUUAAGGAAGCAUGGAGUCCCAAGAAGACAAUGGUUACUAUCAAAUUUGCAAACGAUGGUCAUAAAGCAGACUUGGAGAGUAUGUUGCAGAAAAUUCACCAAAUGAGUAGAAAAACUAUUGCUGUGCAGAGUAAACUUGAAUUUCUGGAAGAAAUUCUUCAGCAGAAAUGUAGCAAUGAUCUAUUUUGCUACUUGACCAAAGAUAAUGAAAUAGAAAUCAUUGGCAAUAAUGAGAGAAUUGUUGAUAAAGCUAAGAAAGAGUUAGAAGAAUUACUUGCUUUUGAAAUUAAGACAGAAGAAGAAGAACAAGGAGAAGAAAGACUAUUACCUGUAUUUUUUACUAAUGAAGGAGUUUCAGUAUUUGUCUACCAUGGUUCUCUCCUCACAGCAGAAGUAGAUGCAAUAGUUUGCCCAAUAUCAAACAAAUUUGAAUUACAUGGAUUACAAAAAAGUAUUGCAGAGAUGGCUGGGCCUGCAUAUAAGAAGGAAGUUGAGGAUAUUCGUCAAAGGCAUAAAGGAAAACUCCCAGAAGAAUUUAUAUGCAUCAUACCAGGAGGAGAAAUUCCAUCUUGCAAAUUUGUUGUAAAUAUUGUAACUGAAAGAUGGAAAGAUAAAGAAGAUAAGAAAUGCAAGAUUUCUCUUCAGUUCAAAAUGCUUCAAAUAUUUCUUGAAGCUGAGCAAAACAAUUUGCAAUCCAUAGCAUUACCAGCUAUUUGUGCAGGUAAAAUGGGAUAUCCAAAAGAGAUCUGUGCCAAUUGCUAUGCAAGUAGCAUUGUGAAAUACAGCAGUUUUGUAGAUGAUACGAGAAACUUGAAGGAAAUACAUUUUGUGGAUCAGUCAGUAGAAAUGAUCACCUAUAUUGAAUCUGUAUUCACUAAUCCAGACAUGAUUGAAGAAUUUGAAGAGGAAGAAAUAACAGACAGGAAGUCCAAUGAAAGUUCAUCAUCUUCUUAUCCAUACAUGGAUAAGGACAACACUUGUUGUUUGAAUGAAAAUCUUCAAAUAACAGUGGUUAACAAAGACAUUAAAAUAAUGGGGGAAAAAGAGACAUUUGUUCUUGAUCCCAUGUCACUAGAGUCCCAAGUAAAGAAAAUGCUUCCAAAUUUAAAACAAGCAAAAGAGAAAACCAAACAGCAGGAUUAUUAUGGAGAAUUUGAAUUAGUCAGGGAUAGUUCAGGAAAGUCUAUUUUGAUUGUGGAUUUGCCAGUUUGGAAAAGUAACAUUAAAAGUCCAGAAGAACAAGCAGCUUACUUGAAAAAAAUGUCUUUGGGUUAUCAAAAGAUUUUUGAAGAAGCUGAAAGACUCCAUCUUUUUCAUUUGAUCCUACCUUUAUAUGGAGCAGUUGAAGGGAAUAAAACUAUCAUAAAAGAAUGUGCUGUCUGCUUUAUCAAGGAACUAAGAACAUUCGCUUAUAGAUGCAAAUCCCUACAAAAUGAACAAUUUUCAAUUACAAUGCCAAUCAAAGACCAGUUUACUCGCGACAUAAUUCUUAAAGAACUGAAAGUUGUCGUAGAUGAUGAACAGGCAGGAUUUCAACUACCAAUAUCUAAACGUCAGAGAAAAAGCCAGCCAAGAAAAUCAGAAAGUUGGAAAUCAGGAGAUCAGCCAUAUGGGACAAUAUUCAAUAAACAUCAUGAUUAUUCCUUGAGUGCCUUCAAAAAGAGUAAAACAAUAGAAUUGAUUGUAAAAAUUCCAGAUGGAACACAACAGUCCUUUCAUCCAAAUCCAGGGAAAUAUUUCAGAGGACGCAUAGAUAGCAUAUUUCUUCCUGACAAUAAAGUUGGAAGAAAAAUAAUUGGUUUGUUUAUCGAUGCUUUUCAUAGAGGAAUCCUUUACACAAUAAGUACUUCUCGAACAACAAAAGCGGAGAUGGUUGUGCCUACAGAUAUUCCUAUUCCCUCCAAAAGGGAGAAUGUAGAUGCUCAGGACCUGCAGAAAUUGUUGAAAAGUCUCCAGUCAAAGAUCAGCAAAUGAGCAACUCGAAUUGUUUAUAUAAUCCAUAAAGAAAACUGGUGUAUCACAAAUAUAUACACAGAAUGCAUAAACCCAAACAUGACUAAUAGGAAAGCCUUAAGAGAGCUAUUAAUAUAACUCAUUUCUUUAUUUGUAAAAAAUAGAAGGUUUGAUAUAUGUAAGUUGUACUUUAAUGUGUAAUUUUCUUUUCUCACUGGGUACAUAUGUACAUAUCACCUUUUGAGUUAACGGGGCAAUAAAGUUGAAAAAAGUAGUAUAUCAACAGCUUUUGUCAAAAUUCAUCAUUUUCAAGAUAUAGAUAUUCAAUGUCAUCGUCAGCGAGUAUACCGCUUAUCAUUAACCCCCGCUUUCACGAAAGCAAGGGAACAUUAAAUCUCAUUCGUAUGUCCGUCCGUCAAAAAUACUUGAACCUUUAAUUGCUCAUUAAUUUUGAUUUAGCUGAGCAGCUGGAGCUAUGACUUUCAUAUUUCACUUGUGUAUUCCUUGUGACUAGACCUUUCUUUCUUAAUUUGAUCUUGACCUUGUCAUUUGACCCACUUUUACACCAAAAAUUUACACUUUUACUUUAGCCAUAACUUUUGAAGACUAGAUACUAGGACAUAUUUCACAUCUGUAUUUUUU
Messenger RNA from Saccostrea cuccullata (small rock oyster), 7122 nucleotides. RefSeq lists its product as uncharacterized. The transcript is spliced from 19 exons. The coding region runs from base 139 to 6501 and encodes 2120 amino acids. The record is from RefSeq and is a predicted model, not a curated record. NCBI's taxonomy places the organism in Eukaryota, Metazoa, Mollusca, Bivalvia, Ostreida, Ostreidae. Gene Ontology annotation, molecular function: NAD+-protein mono-ADP-ribosyltransferase activity; transcription corepressor activity; NAD+ poly-ADP-ribosyltransferase activity. Gene Ontology annotation, cellular component: nucleus; cytoplasm. Gene Ontology annotation, biological process: negative regulation of gene expression; protein poly-ADP-ribosylation.